Orycteropus afer afer is the source of this 798-nucleotide messenger RNA. It is a transcript of the gene TMED9, whose product is annotated as transmembrane p24 trafficking protein 9. The record is from RefSeq and is a predicted model, not a curated record. Lineage: Eukaryota; Metazoa; Chordata; Mammalia; Tubulidentata; Orycteropodidae. Gene Ontology annotation, biological process: endoplasmic reticulum to Golgi vesicle-mediated transport; Golgi organization; intracellular protein transport. Gene Ontology annotation, cellular component: endoplasmic reticulum; Golgi apparatus; endoplasmic reticulum-Golgi intermediate compartment.
GGCAAGAUGGCUGCAGAGCAGGGCGUGCGGGUCGUUGGGCCUGGGGCUGGAGCGGGCCUGGGCAAGGUGGUGCGGGCCCUCCUGCUGCUCCUGUAUUUUGCUGCCCGCAGCAGCGCGCUCUAUUUUCACAUCGGGGAGACGGAGAAGAAAUGCUUUAUUGAGGAGAUUCCGGAUGAGACCAUGGUCAUAGGAAACUACCGGACGCAGCUCUAUGACAAGCAGCGAGAGGAAUACCAGCCAGCCACCCCCGGGCUUGGCAUGUUCGUGGAAGUCAAGGACCCAGAGGAUAAGGUCAUUCUGGCUCGGCAGUAUGGCUCUGAGGGCAGGUUCACUUUCACUUCCCAUACCCCCGGUGAGCACCAGAUCUGUCUUCACUCAAAUUCCACCAAGUUCUCUCUCUUUGCUGGAGGCAUGCUGAGAGUUCACCUGGAUAUCCAGGUGGGUGAACAUGCCAAUGACUAUGCAGAAAUUGCUGCCAAAGACAAAUUGAGUGAGUUGCAACUACGAGUGAGACAGUUGGUUGAACAAGUGGAGCAGAUUCAAAAAGAGCAGAACUACCAGCGGUGGCGGGAGGAGCGCUUCCGGCAGACCAGUGAGAGCACCAACCAGCGGGUGCUGUGGUGGUCCAUCCUGCAGACCCUCAUCCUCGUGGCCAUUGGCGUCUGGCAGAUGCGGCACCUCAAGAGUUUCUUUGAGGCCAAGAAGCUUGUGUAGUCAUCCCAGGCCUUACAGGCCAUCCUUCCUCCCAGGCUGGGGGAGAAAGGACCUGCUGGAACUGAUUGCUCUCUGGCAAGAGGA